GGGACCAAACGAUAGCGGAAUAGAUAUAAUUUGUAAUAUUAGAGGAAUUAAGCUUAUAAUUCAGUGCAAUAAUUCAAUAGGACCCGCCAUCGUUCGUGAGCUUAAGGGUGUGGUGGACAAAGAACCAGAUUCGAUCAGAAUUUUG
Racocetra persica is the source of this 145-nucleotide messenger RNA. NCBI's taxonomy places the organism in Eukaryota, Fungi, Glomeromycota, Glomeromycetes, Diversisporales, Gigasporaceae. The record is from the annotation of a GenBank genome assembly.